Molecule: messenger RNA, 711 nt
Organism: Acanthosepion pharaonis
Lineage: Eukaryota; Metazoa; Mollusca; Cephalopoda; Sepiida; Sepiidae
Source: the annotation of a GenBank genome assembly
AUGUUCCUCUCUGUUUUUCUCAUUGCAACGUCAACGAAAGGAAGUAAAACAGUCUCGUCGCACCCGGAAAGAAACGAUGAAAUAUCUAUCUAUCUAUCUAUCUAUCUAUCUAUCUAUCUAUCUAUGUCUUUUCUUUCCUCCACUUCCUUCCUUCAUUCCUAUCUCUCUCUCUCUCUCUCUCUCUCUCUCUAUCUAUCUAUCUAUCUAUCUAUGUCUUUUCUUUCCUCCACUUCCUUCCUUCAUUCCUAUCUAUCUAUCUAUCUAUCUAUCUAUCUAUCUAUCUAUCUAUCUAUCUAUGUCUUUUCUUUCCUCCACUUCCUUCCUUCAUUUCCUAUCUCUCUCUCUCUCUCUCUCUAUCUAUCUAUCUAUCUAUGUCUCUUCCUUCCUCCCUUCCUUCCUUCAUUCCUAUCUAUCUAUCUAUCUAUCUAUCUAUCUAUCUAUCUAAGUUGUUGUCGUUCUUUCUAUGUAAGUUCGUUUCUUCCUUUCUAUCUAUAUGUCUACAUUGUUUUCUUUCUUGCUAUCUCUUUAAGUUGUUUUAUAUCUAUCUAUAGAUUGAUUUGUUUUCUCCUAUCUAUCUAUCUAUCUAUCUAUCUAUCUAUCUAUCUAUCUAUCUAUCUAUCUAUCUUGUUUUAUACCUAUCUAUCUAACUUGUUUUCCAUCUAUCUAUCUCAUUUCCAUUUCUUAUUAAUAAUGUCCACACCGUGUUAUUAA